Xiphophorus maculatus (southern platyfish) is the source of this 2915-nucleotide messenger RNA. RefSeq lists its product as uncharacterized. Gene Ontology annotation, cellular component: membrane. Bases 16 to 912 code for a protein of 298 amino acids. The record is from RefSeq and is a predicted model, not a curated record. The transcript is spliced from 2 exons. Gene Ontology annotation, molecular function: G protein-coupled receptor activity. Gene Ontology annotation, biological process: positive regulation of Rho protein signal transduction; phospholipase C-activating G protein-coupled receptor signaling pathway. NCBI's taxonomy places the organism in Eukaryota, Metazoa, Chordata, Actinopteri, Cyprinodontiformes, Poeciliidae.
AGAGUGCUGCCUCCUAUGGCUGAUGCCAGCACACAGGUCACGGCUCAAUCUGAAAUCAUCAACUUCACCAGCAACAGCACUGCGUCUACAGCAGUGCAGGUAGCCACUGUGAUGAAGUGGUUGACAUUCGGCAUCGGGUUGCCUGUCCUCGUCCUGGCCCUUUAUGCCCUCAAGAACCUCUCCAAAGGUGAGAGCAAGGUUCCCAUGCACAUCAUGUUCCUCCUGGUGUCGGACAUCAUCAGCUUCUUCAGUCGUCCCUCUGUGGAUCAUAGCAUGGAAGCUGACCCGGUCUUCUCCAGCAAUGGCACAGACAUCAUCUUUUACUUUGGGAUCAUUUCCAACAUCUCCCUCAUGCUGUUCAUAGCCCAGGAGCGCCAUCUGCUGGUGGCCUACCCACAGUGUCUUGGCUGUUACACCAGUAUCAGACAGUCACCUGCAGUGACCUUCCUGGCAUGGGCCAGUCCUUUCGCCAUGCUCACCCUCGCCUUGCUAGGCUACAACCUGUGGUUUGCCGUCUCUCUGCUCGUUCCUUUUCCCGUCCUCCUUUUUUUCGCUGUGGAUUCCUGGCGGGCGCUACACUGCUCCCGAUCCAACCCGCCAAGCCCAGAGAAGAGGAGGACAGUGUUUGGCAUCGGGGCAAUCUGGGCCAACUACACUUUCCUUUAUGCCCCCUUUAUCCUCAGCAUCCUCUUGGAGGCUCUGUCCUUCAAGGAUAAAGUCCCCUACCUGGUGCAGGUGUCUCACCUGCUUCUCUACCUCAGCCCGCUGGUAGACCCCUUCCUUUAUAUCUUCAUGACCAAGGGUCCAAAAGAGGUACUGCGAGCUCUACCCUGCUGUCAAAAAUUACAAAAGAAAGAAAACACGACACCCACAGUAGAAACUGUGGCUGAAACUGUAGAAACAAGACUUUGAAGACAUGUAUGUUCAGUAUCUCUACAUUGUGAGGAUCCUGUUCUCUCAGUGGGAUGAAUUAACCCCCUGUUGGACUUCUUUAAUUAACAAAUAAAAUGUAAUGGAAAAUAAUUCUAUACAUUUUUAGGACUAAAGAUGCUAUUCAUUGCAAAAUAUGCUCAAAAAUUGAGCAAUGGGAACAAAAUCAGUUUCAAUAAAUCUACUUUGAUAGCACCUGCUUUGUUGAUGUGAGAAAUAUUUAUCUCCAGAUGAACCUCAAAUUAGGAGUAAAAACUAUUGACCUACUGUGGAUUCUUGCUGGAACCGGACUCGGACUGAAUGUCUUUUACAAUCUUUAACCAAUUUUUCUGCUUGUUGACAAUGAAGACUCAACACGUUCAUUGGCCAGAUUCUCCUUAUUCAGAGUUUCAGUGUCAGGCGAAUGCUGCAGAUUUGGUUUCUAAUCAUUCUUUAUCCUUCCUGUGUUUUUUUCCUUUAUCCUGUGAUCCUCCUCUACGGUCAGAUUGAGACCAAGUGAAGUAAGAACCUAGCAAAAUGUUUCUAUAAGUCUGACUAGACAUAAACUACAUUGCCAAAAGCCUUCGGUCAUUCCUUCUGAUCAGCGAAUUCAGGCUUGGGACACUUACCUGUUUCAAGCUAUUUUACAAAAGGCAAAACUAAAGGUUUAGUCUCAUUCAAAUAUAUCAGGAUAAAUUUGGCAAGAUAUGAACAGUUACAUUAGCAGGAAGGAAUCUUGUACUCACAUUACACCAAUUGUCAACAACAAAGACUUCCUCCCAGGAGUGAAUUCAGCAGUAUUUGGAAACUGGCAUAAAAAAGGUAUCAAAAUAAUAUCAGAUCUAUUUGACAAUAAUAAUACAUUGAUAGAUAGCCUUUGCCCAGCUUCAAAAUAAAUCCUCUCAUCCAAGGAUUUCUAUGUUACAAAUUUGUCAUUUUGUAGCAUCUGGUAUUAGGGUGCCGUAGGACCCUUACAUGCUUCCAGGGCCAAUAGAAAAAUUCCUUAUCAAGUUUACUUUAAAUAAAAGGUUUUAUUCCAAGAUUUUAUGUUUUACAAUGAAGUGCUCAUAAUGAUGUUGGGAAUGUCUUCAGACAUUGGGAGGAGGAUCUAGGCAAGGUCUAUGGGAAAUAGGUUUGGGAGAACUGCUUUAAAUUAUCCCAUUCUUUGUUUUUGAGUAAUAAUUUUAAAGAAAUUCAAUAGAUGAAUAGAUCUAGAUCAAUAGAUGAAUACAUAGACAGCACAGGAUUCCAUAUUUUCUUAAUAAAAUAAAUUCCAAUUGAUCACCAUUGUGUCCCAAAUGUAGGACAAGGACAAGAACUUAUUUUCAUCUUUUCUGGGAAUGCCCUUCUAUAUCUAGGUUCUGGAAAUGUGUAACUAACUCUACAAUUUUCCUGAUGGAGAAUCCCAAAGGGAUUAAUAAAAUUUCUAUCUAAAGAGAUCAGUGCAACUAUAAAGAAUAGAGUUUAGAGAAUAGAGUAAAGAUCCAGGGCAGUGUCUAUUGGGGCUGUCUUCUCCAGAUAAAAUAAUAAAAGAUACACAAUUCCUGCUGACCAAUAAACUACUAUUAGGCUGGAAAUGUAUUCUGCGAAACUGGAUUUGUGAUAAGCCUCUUACGGUACAGGGAAAUAUUUGGCAAAUGCCACUCUUCAAAUGGAGAGUCUAAUUGCAAAAUUAAAUGGCAAAAUUGAAAACUCAAAGGCCCUUUGGCCUUUAAUCAGAACUGUGACUAUAAUAAUAAUAAUAAUAAUAAUAAUAAUAAUAAUAAUGGAGCAAGGGGGUUGCGGUCUAAGAGAGAAAUUCAAAUGAUUGACGUACAUCACUGCCAGAAUCUACAUUCUGAUCUAGUGAUCUAGCUUUAUACUUAUGUACUUAUGUAUUUAGUUAUUUAAUUUAAUUAUUUUAAUGUUUAUUUUUCUCUCUUUCAUCCAGAGAAAGAGUUUUUUUUUAUGUGUGUGUUUUUGUUUUUUUCUUUUACCUCCUCACAUGUCAGUUUAUAUUUAACUAC